AAGGCCCAAAUGUUCGUGGGGGGGUUGGGUUGAUGGCUGAAAGGCAGGCGUUAAAGGCAAAAGGGGAAGAUGGACAUUGCAGAUCCCGCAGCAGCAGAAAGGUGCAGCCGCAUCACCGGUUUGUCGUAACAUUCGUUUUGAAGAUCGACUGUCCGACUGACUGAAACCCAUGUCUGGAAAAAAUUUGCGAGAAAAAGCAUGCCAACCGGUUUGAGUAUGCCUCUGCCGUCGCCUGAUGUGGGUGGAAAUUGAUCCUCGGCUGGGCCACAGUGAGCGAAGACGAAGAAGAAGUCGAAGAGCCUUCAGGUGCAUGCAUGCAAUCCAUGGAUGCUAAUGGAUGGAUCAUACCAGGUACCUCUGCAGAUUUCCUUGCCUAUUGACCACCCAGAUCAUAUUGAGAUUCGCUGGAAUGCUGCCACCUGAUCGAUUUCCACAGCUUCCGGGGUUUAUCGUGCGGGCGCUUCUUAUUGCAGCGAUUCGGGGAGUGGUCAACAUCACAUGCAUCACCAAUACUACCAGAUACAGCAGCAGUUGCUGCAUCAUCACAGUGGUAGUGGCCAUGGCUUCAGUGUUGCUGGUGGCGGGGUCUCUGCGCCAGGCUCUUCAGUAGCUGAGCGACCCAGUUUCGUUCCCACCACUAUAGCGCCACAAGUGACAACCUUCAUUCAUCCGCCAGCUAUUGCAUACAGACCCAUCCGUCCAUCCGAUUUGAAGAUAUUACAAGAAGUUCAUGAGGCCCUCUUUCCCAUAAAGUACGAGUUGGAAUUUUUUUCAAACGUUGUCCAUGGUCAUGGUAUUAUUUCAUGGGCAGCAGUGGACACAAAUAGGUCGAGUGAGAAGUGUGAUGAGCUCGUCGGUUUUGUCACAGCCCGAGUUGUGGCGGCCACCGAAAGUGAAGAGGCCGACAUGCUGGGAUAUGAACAUGUGAGCACAGAGCGUACUCUUAUUUACAUUCUGACGUUGGGUGUCAUCAAGCAGUAUCGAAAUUUAGGGAUAGCAUCUGCUUUGAUAGGAGAAGUCAUAGAAUAUGCGACAAGCCUGCCUAGCUGCAGGGCUGUGUAUUUACACGUUAUAUCAUACAAUCAUUCGGCCAUAUUCUUCUACAAAAAAAAUAGUUUUCAAUGUUUGCGGAAGCUUCGAAACUUUUACUACAUCAAUGGACACCACUACGAUUCUUAUCUUUACAUAUACUAUGUGAAUGGAGGCCGAUCUCCCUGCUCCGCAAUUGACAUGUUGACAACUGCCAGUGCCUUUGUGCGGAGUCUUUUCACCUCUUGGAUUGCAAAGUACUUCUGGAAGAACGAAACAGGAAGAGCUUUGAAGUAUUCAAAGUGCAAAGAGGGUGGUGGUACAAUAAGUCCAAGCUCUAGUCACCACCUUCAUAUAUCUGAUAGUGGUUGUGUUUAAGGAGGUAAUUUUUCAAUCUUCCUGUAAUUUAAUUGAGAGUGUGAGGACCCGUACCUCAGUCAUAAGAAGUAAUCUAGACGGGCAGCUCCUGCAAGUGUUGGUAGCAAGGUUUUACUUAAUCAUUAGCCCGCUCGGAAAGAAUUCAAAGCUUCAGCAUGUAUUGUUUUCGAAAAUUGUAUUUGAAGUAUGAGGUGUCAAUCUUAUCAGAUUGAAAAUUUGGAACUCAAUCUUUGUAAGAAUUAGAGCCUUUUAGCCUAAGUUCGAAAGGUAAUCCAGAAAGGCACAAAAAUGUUAUGGUUCUACGUAUUGUAGAUCAUUCACAAGGUCCUGAAUAGAAAAAAAGCCUUUUUUGUCC
Messenger RNA from Marchantia polymorpha subsp. ruderalis, 1762 nucleotides. NCBI's taxonomy places the organism in Eukaryota, Viridiplantae, Streptophyta, Marchantiopsida, Marchantiales, Marchantiaceae. The record is from the annotation of a GenBank genome assembly.